Messenger RNA from Lactuca saligna, 1355 nucleotides. The record is from the annotation of a GenBank genome assembly. Lineage: Eukaryota; Viridiplantae; Streptophyta; Magnoliopsida; Asterales; Asteraceae.
CAACACAUUCCAUUUUAUAGAAUGUUGUAUCAUAGUAUACAUCUCCUUUGGCGUUUUCCUACACACUCCAUUUUCAACAUUUUAAUCUAAUAUUUUGUAGCAUCAAAACCUUGGAUUCGGAGCCUAAAAGUCUGCAAAUGGCCACUCGCUACCAGCCUUCUUUCUUGAAGAUCUUGCAGGACCCAUCCGCUGCCUCUUACAUAGCACUACCACCUGAUUUUGUCCGUGAUCACAUGGAGAACAAGAUCCCUGAGAGCUCGAUAAUCCGAUCUGUAACUGGAGAGCAUUCAUGGAGUGUGAAGCUCAAAAACAUUGAUGGAAUCCACUGUUUUGCAGAUGGAUGGAACAGUGUAGUUGCAGAUAGCCAGUUGGGUUUAUGGGAUUUUCUUGUAUUUUCGCUAGUUGAUGAAUCCACCUUCACACUUACAAGUUUCGGUCCCAAUGGGUGUGAAAAAUUUUUGCCCUCAGAAAUCCCUGAAAAGAAUGGUAAAGAAGAAGAAGAAGAAGAAGAAGAAGAAGAAGAAGAAGAAGAUAAUAAUGGUGCUGGUGAUCAUGGUGUUUGUCGUGAUGGCGAUGAAGAAGAUGAUGAAGAUGACUGCGGUGAGAUCGGCGGGGAUGAUGAUGAUGGUGUUGGAGAUCCUCUCUUUAAGAUGAUUAUAUCUCAAGGCCACAAAUGUUGUAUGCGGGUCCCAUCGGAAUUUGUGCGGUUGGCCGGAAUCGAGGCGGGAAGAAGAAGUAUAAUCAUGAGGAAUCCUGCCGGAAAAGAGUGGCAGAUGAGUUUUCGUUCAGAGAGCAAGGUGUGUACAAGGUACUAUUUGUCUUCAGUUUGGAGUGAUUUCUGGCGACUGAAUAACUUAUCAGAAGGAGAUGAAUGCGUCUUCAAGUUCAUAAAGAACGAAGACAAAUUACUUCUAGAAACCAUAACCAAGAAACACCCAGCCGGAAAAGUUCAGGCAGCUGAGGUCCCGGCGACUGUGGUUUUGAAGAGACCGGUAGGGCGGCCGCCGCGUGUGGAGGUGGACAAGGAGGUGCGGGCCAAGAAGCCAGCUGGCAAAGUUCAGGCGGCUGAGGUUAGGAAACCGGUAAGACGGCCGCCGCGUGCAGAGGUGGUGAGAGAAGAGGUGGGGAAGAGAUCAGUUGGAAGACCACGUAAGAGGAAGUAGAAGAGUACAGCUGGCCUCUGAUGUUACUUUUACAUUUUUAGAAGGUUUAGUGGGCUAACUUUAAUUGUUGCGUAUAUGUAAAAUGUUUGGCUUUAUGUGAAACAUUUUUUUGGCCCUGUUUAACAGUUAGACUUAAUUGGUAUGUAAUGUAGGGGUGUCAAAUAUAUGCUAAAGAAAAUCAAUGAAUAUGCU